Molecule: messenger RNA, 837 nt
Organism: Saimiri boliviensis boliviensis (Bolivian squirrel monkey)
Lineage: Eukaryota; Metazoa; Chordata; Mammalia; Primates; Cebidae
Source: RefSeq, a predicted model, not a curated record
AUGGAUACCAUCUUGGUCUUUAGCCUAAUCAUCGCAUGCUAUGAUGCCAACAAGAAAGACCUCAGAGAUAGCAGUUGCCAAGUGGAACAGCUGCCUGGGCUCUUCCCAAAGGACGUGAGAAGCAUCAAAGAAUUGCAAAUGCAAGAAACUCACACAGAAACCAAAAGGCCAACAUUCAUCCAGAAUCGGACUGUAGCUACCCUGCAGUGCCUUGGCUCUGGCAGCAAAGUCAAAGUCAACCUCGUAUAUUUGGAGAGGAGGCCAAAGGUCAAGCAUACUCUGAAGAACCUGAGAAUCAUUGCCGCUCCCCACAGAAACAGCUCUGCCUCCUCAAGCUGUCACCUGAUCCCCACAUCCACAUUUCAGACUGGAUCUCUUCUAACAGGCAAAGCUUUUUUACCAGGGAUCUCGCAAUGUAAAGUCUAUCCAGUGAUGAGGGCUUCAUCAGAGACUUUUUCCACCACUACCCCUUCCAUAACUCCUGGGAAUAAAGAAGGAGAGAAAACUACAAGUACUGACACAGAUGAGAACCUAGAGAAGAGAAAGAAAUGGAGUAUUGUGGUCAAAAUUCUGAUUGCUGUCACCCUGUUGCUCAGUGGAAUCGCCAUUAUAGUAUUUAUAAUUUUUGAAGUCCCAUGCCCUCGUCAAUGCCUACGAGCGCGGGAGCUGUGCCAAUGCCAGUGGUUGUGGAGAUGGGAAAGGAAGCAAGGCCAGCCAUCUGUGACAGCUGAAUCCAAGUCUGACUCUCAGCCACAGAAGGAAACUGCUGCUGCUGCUAACUCAUCAAACCCAAAAAAAGCUGCAGGGAUCACUGUUAUCCACCAGACAUACUUCUGA